Molecule: messenger RNA, 2568 nt
Organism: Planococcus citri (citrus mealybug)
Lineage: Eukaryota; Metazoa; Arthropoda; Insecta; Hemiptera; Pseudococcidae
Product: protein HGV2-like
Exons: 3
Coding region: 336-2114 (592 amino acids)
Biological process (GO): CENP-A containing chromatin assembly; DNA replication-dependent chromatin assembly
Cellular component (GO): nucleoplasm
Molecular function (GO): histone binding
Source: RefSeq, a predicted model, not a curated record
AAAAUCCAUUUUUUUUCCAAACUUUUUGAGAAAUUUUGAAAACCGAAAACGCGGAAAAGCGCAACUUGUAAUUUUUGUUCAGUUGCUGUAAGAUUGACGGUUACGUUGUGAUUUCAGCGAACUUUCCUGCGCUAUUUCUUUCUUGAGUGUAAUCCACUUUGCAGUUUUGUUUCAUAUUCAGCUUUCAACUGAGCACGUAUCCUAAUCCAGUGCACUGCAUCAUCUGUUCGAUCUGUCCAACUAGAAUGAGAAGAUAUUCGUGUGUGGUCAGUGGUGUGUUGAAUAUUCAUUAAUCAGCUGUCCGAUUAGUUCACGUGGAAAAUUCGAAUAUAAAAAUGGAUCAAGAUGAGAAAGAUGUUGGUGCAACUGUGGCCGAAACGACGGUACCUUUAUCCACAAAGUCUAGCGAUGAAGUAGCUAAUAAAGAACCUGUUAAACCAGUCGUAUCAUCGGAAAAUGAAAACAACUCGAAAACCGACGAAUCCGCCGCACCUUCUCAGAACGAAACUUCGACCAACGGUACCAACGGCUUAGCAAACAAUCACGACGUUGCUAAAAACACCGAAGGAAAUGUCGAUGACAUUACUGAUGCGAUGAUGGAAAACCUGCAAGAGAAUUUCAAUCAAGAUGUCGAUAGCAUGGUUAGUUUGAUGGAAUCAGCCGAAGAUUUUAUGUUUGAAUCGGAAGACAAACAGUUGAACAUUAAAGCCGCUAUCGAAGCUAACAAACUUAAAAAAGAACAAGAAAGUAAAAGCGUUAUAAAUUCGGAUAAAUCGGAAGCGUACAGUUUACUCGCUCAAGGGAAACGUAAUUUAUUUGUGAAAGAUUACGAAUCGGCGGUGACAACGUUGGGAGAAGCGUGCCAGAAACUCAAUGCUAUAUACGGCGAUUUCGCGGUCGAAUUAGCGGACGCUUAUAUGACUUACGGUAAUGCUUUGCUGGAGUUAUGGCGUGUCGAAGAAGCUGAUAGAAAAAAUAACGAUACGGAAUUAGCCGAGACCGGCGAAGAUGGUCAAGAAGAAAACGACGACGAACAAGGUGACGGAGAUAACGCCGAAGAAAAAGAUGCCGACGAAAGCGAAAACAAAUCCGAUGAAAAUAAAGAAACCGAAGAAGGCGCCGAGGAUAAAGAUGACGAAGAAAACGAAGGAGAGAAAAAUGAAGAUGGCGAAGAAGAUAUCGAGAACGAAGAUGACAAUUUACAAAUCGCUUGGGAAGUCGUCGAACUUGCUAAACAAAUCUAUGAUCGUCAUAAUGAUAACGUUAAUUUAGCAAAGUCGUAUUUGAAAUUAGGCGAAAUAAGUAUCGCUUCUGCAAAUUACGAAUUAGCCAUCGAUGAUUUGAACAGAAGUUUAGAAAUUCAGAAGAAUAUUAGUCCCGUCGAUACCCGUCUCAAAGCUAAUACGCAUUUUAAUUUAUACACAGCUUAUUCCGCAUCUCAUAACUACGACAAAUCUGCCGAACAGCUGGAUACCGCCAAAUCAGUAUUUGAAAGCCAAGUCCACGAUUUAAACCAAAAAUUGAAAACUAUCGAUAAAAGUAACGCCUCAGAAAAAACGAAAAUUAUGAAAGAAAUUAGCGAUACUGAAGAAGUCAUCAAAGAUAUGGAUUCUAGACUACUUGAGAAUAAUAAACACAAACGAGAAUUCAUGACAGCUCUUUUCGAAGCCAUUAAAAAUAAAACUCCCGAGGAGAGCAGUCAGGCCGGUAGCUCAAAUAACUUGCAAAGCGGUUCAAGUUCCAACAAUUUACUCGGUGGUGCAAGUUCCAACAAUUUACUCGGCGGUGCGAGUUCCAACAAUUUACUCGGCGGUGCGAGUUCUAGCAACGUUCCAGUCAAUAAUAUUAGUCAUUUAAUCCACAAAAAGCCUAAACAAAAAGUCGAACCUGCUGCAGACAAGAAUUCAUCCGAAGCUAAACAAAAUACUGUCACUUUGAAUGGAGAAUCUUCGACCAAAGACGAAACUGUACCAAGUAGUGUUUCCGAAUCUCCUGCCGAUGCUACGAAUACGAGUGAUGAGAAAAAUCACGAUCAAGCAGUAAACGAAAGGAAGCGUAAAUUGAGUGAAAGUUGCGACAGUAGUCCUAAAAAAGUGUGUCUCAAAUCAAAAUAAUUUUCAGUUCAUCAUAGCGGUAAUAAUUAUUUUUUAAUAUUGAUUUCUUGUAUUCCCUUAAUUAUAGAAAAAUGUUUUACGUCAUUUUUUUGUACUCGAACGUGAAUAUUAUUAUUUUUUGGUACCUGUGUUUAACAUAAAUGUUCAUUUUAAUUAAGGACAUUUUAAAAUGAAUCUAAGUGUUGUAUUAGAAUGAUUUUUUUUUUUUUUCGUAAAACGUGAAAUUUUUUGUUUUUAGAAUUCCUAUCGCUAUUUCUGCAGGUACGUUUUCCUAUUUAUCAAAUAAAAACUCAUCACGGUGAAUAAAAAACCGGUCGUAAUUUUUAAGUAUUUUGAAUUAAGUGAGUAAUGGAGUAAGAAGAAUUUUCACUGUUGAAUUGGCAGGUAUUUGAAUUAAUUUUAUACAUUCUUUUGUUUACGAACGGAGCAUAAAUAUACUCAUUUGUUCUCUUGA